AUGUCCUCUUCCCAGCUCGUCAUGCCCAAGGUGGGCUCUCACCUCAUCCUCACGACACCGGCACGCCACGUGCUCCAGAUGACCCUCAACAGGCCCGAGCAGCUCAACUCGAUGACAGAUGCCAUGGAGGACGACAUUUGCCGCGUCUUUGACUGGUUCGAGAGCGAGCCAUCUCUGUGGGUCAUCAUCCUCGCCGGCAAGGGCAGGGCCUUCUGCGCUGGACAAGAUCUCAAGGACUGGCUCAGCAAGAAUCGGGCCUAUGAAACUACAAGGCAUGCUACAGGCGAGCCUAUGCAAUCCGAAGCAGAGGUCAACAAGACAAUCCAGAGGCUCAAGCGCGGCGGCUUUGGUGGUAUGAGUGCGCGCAGGAGCGCAAAACCCAUCAUCGCCGCCGUCGACGGUAUCUGCAUGGGUGGCGGCACCGAGACCAUUCUGAACUGUGACAUUGUGGUAGCCAGCACACGUUCAGUCAUUGGUCUGCCCGAAGUGGCAAGAGGCGUGGUGGCUGCCAUGGGCGGCAUCCCUCGACUUACACAGCUAUGCGGUCACCAACGUGCAUCAGAGCUGCUCUUGCUCGGCAAGCCUAUCAGCGCCAAGGAAGCUCACGAUCGAUACAACAUGGUCAAUCGUCUUGUCGACGUAGCCAAAUCCACGUCAGAAGAGCUUGGUCAGAUAGCUGUCGACCAGGCUGCCAUCGAGAUUGCCACCCAGCUCACCCAAAACAGUCCUGACAGCGUGCUGGUCACCAAGUCUGCGCUGGUCAUGGCGCGCGACUCGACCAAUGGCGACAUUGAUGCUUCGGCACGAGACAACUUGCUCUCUGACAGGAGUCGUUUGCUCUAUGUUGGCAAAAACAUCAGCGAAGGUUUGGAAGCAUUCAAAGGCAAACGCAAACCCAAGUGGUUCAAUCCCAUUCCACUCACGGCCUCCAGCAGCGACCCGCGCUCCAAGCUCUAG
This is a messenger RNA of Sporisorium graminicola, 957 nucleotides long. RefSeq lists its product as uncharacterized. Gene Ontology annotation, biological process: fatty acid beta-oxidation. The transcript has 3 exons. The record is from RefSeq and is a predicted model, not a curated record. Gene Ontology annotation, molecular function: enoyl-CoA hydratase activity. Bases 1 to 957 code for a protein of 318 amino acids. Gene Ontology annotation, cellular component: mitochondrion. NCBI's taxonomy places the organism in Eukaryota, Fungi, Basidiomycota, Ustilaginomycetes, Ustilaginales, Ustilaginaceae.